Metarhizium acridum CQMa 102 is the source of this 813-nucleotide messenger RNA. RefSeq lists its product as uncharacterized. The record is from RefSeq and is a predicted model, not a curated record. NCBI's taxonomy places the organism in Eukaryota, Fungi, Ascomycota, Sordariomycetes, Hypocreales, Clavicipitaceae.
AUGUUCAACCCCGGCAUCGCCUACAUGCUUGCUUGUGUCGUCCUCUUUGCCAUCGCAGUUGUCAUCCACUACCACACCAUUCACCUCUCCCUUCCCAUAUCGUCCGCCAUCACCAUCCUCAGUACCAUCCUCCCCAUCACUGCCUUCCUCAACGCCUACGUAUACCCCAACCUCCUCCGCUCCUCGCACACUUUCACAUCCGGCGAUAUCUUUACACGCCUCGCCCCCAUCGUCCUUCAGGGCUUCCAGGCAAUCAUAACCGCCAUCCUCGCCACCCUGCUCCUCGAAGGCGUCGUGCCGUCCCCCGCGCUCGAAUUCCUCAUCGACUACGAAUGGGAUAAGCUCUACCAAGCCAAGAAUGCAGACUACAUUGAGUUCAUACAGGAUACUUAUAGCUGCUGCGGCUUGAAUUCUGUAGAUGACAGGGCCUACCCGUUUUCCGACGCACCGGGCGGUACGUGUGCCGAGAUUCAUGGUCGAACGAGAGCGUGCAGGGGUCCGUGGAAGUUGGCGUUGCAGGCCGCAUCGGGUGUUGACUUUGGGGUUGUGGUUAUAGUAGGAUUGAUGCAGAUAAUUGGCCUCUUAAUCAUGAGAGAACGAACAGCCUGGUGGACCGCCCUCCGAACAGAAGACUGGAAACCAUUCAGCGAGACCGACGACGAAAGCUCCAGACGUCUAGCCACUGUCGCCGAAGAGUCUGAAGAAUCUUCCGAACAAGGCGAGGCCACCCAGCGAGGAUACGGCGCUAUUGAGACACCCACUACUGGUCCCUCUGCUUCACAUGAGGAGGCCCAACGCCCCAAUAAUGAAUGA